AGUCAUAUGACGUUCGGGGUAGUCCUGUUCAGUCGGAUUCCGCUGUGGAAGGAAGUUGGGACAGAGAAACCUCUUUCUUGUGUAGCGUGGGGUCCUUUUUGGACAGAAGUGAGUAGAUUUCAGGGAUGUUCGCGGCUGGUUUGUUGGUGUGUUUGCUGGCCGUCUCCCGGGCUCAGUACGCUCCGGAUGAGGUGACUCACCUGCCGGGGAUGUCGUUCAAACCGAACUACCGGCAGUGGUCGGGUCACCUGCAGGCACGGCCCGGGAAGUUCCUCCACUAUUGGUUUGUGACUUCUCAGAGGGACCCGGUCACAGACCCCGUGGUGCUCUGGCUGAACGGAGGCCCAGGCUGCAGCUCGCUUGAUGGCUUCCUGUCCGAGAAUGGCCCAUUUCAUAUAAAUGAUAACGGAGCGACAGUGUAUGAGAACACAUUCAGCUGGAACAAGAUUGCCAAUGUGCUGUAUCUAGAAUCUCCUGCAGGAGUGGGAUAUUCCUACUCUGAUGACAAACAGUAUGCCACCGACGACGACCAGGUUGCUGAUGAUAAUUACAGAGCCCUGCAGAGCUUCUAUGCCAGGUUCCCACAUUUCACUCGAAAUGAGUUCUUCAUCUUUGGGGAAAGUUAUGGUGGAAUUUAUGUACCAACCCUGAGCCUGCGUGUGGCUACUGGAGCGGCAAAAAUCAACUUCAAGGGCUUUUCAGUGGGAAAUGGGCUCAGCAGCUAUGCGCUGAAUGACCAAACGUUGAUCUACUUUGGUUACUACCACGGCCUCUUUGGAGAAGACUUGUGGCGAGAUCUGAACAUAAAUUGCUGUGACAAGGGGGCCUGUAAUUUCUACAACUCCAGCUCCGAGCUCUGCAAUACGCUGGUUAACGUGGCCUUUGGUAUUGUGUAUAAUAGCGGACUCAAUGAGUAUGCCCUUUACUUGGAUUGCGAGGGCGGCAGAAGAUUCCACAGAGGCUAUGAGAGGACCAUGAGUCACCUGUUUAAGAACUACAGGAAACCUCAACACACCCACAAGUUUUCAGAUGAAGUGUCUCCCUUCGUGUCUCUGCAUGAUGUCCCUCCCUGCAUCAACAGUACGGCUCAGAUUAAUUGGCUGAAUAGAGGCGACGUGAGGAAAGCGUUGCACAUUCCAGAUACACUGCCAGCGUGGGACAUCUGCAGUGAUGACGUUGGGGAGCAAUACCGCAACCUGUACCCAACCAUGAAGGAGGUGUAUCUGAAGCUGCUCUCUCUGGGCCUGCAGGCGCUCGUCUACAACGGAGACACCGACAUGGCCUGCAACUUCCUGGGAGACCAGUGGUUUGUGGAAGACCUCGGCCUGAAAGCAACCACUAAGUACCAGAACUGGCUUCAUGAUGACCAGAUUGCCGGUUUCUACCAGCAGUAUGGAAACAUCACUUUCCUGACAGUCAAGGGUGCAGGUCACAUGGUUCCUCAGUGGGCUCCAGGUCCGGCCUUCCAGAUGUUCCAGUCUUUCAUCACUAAUGGCUCCUACUGAGCCAUGAUGGAAACUGCUGCCUGUAAUAUACCUGCACUCAUCACUUGUUAGAUGGUAAUUUGUUCUCAGGGAAGAGGGUUUAGGAGGGAAAGAGACUGUUGGCACUUGUUCUUAUCUUUUAUUGUUCAUACCUGCAGUGAAGUGUGUUGAGUGUUCGGAGGGAGACGUAUGUGUUGUUGGCUUUGCUCUGCUCCACAUUAGAUAUGGAAUUAAACUAUUCAAGUGCCAGCUUUGAGAAAUGUAAUCCAUUUUUAGAUAUUCUUUGUGGUCUCCUGAAAAGGAGAUCGAUACAAAUAUCAAUACAUGAAUCUUAUUUGAUUCCUGCUUUUGGGGUUUUGUGCUGUACGUCUGGUUUCAGUCAGGGAAAAGCACUUCCUCAGUUGAUUGAAGUUAUGUUCUAUUUAGCCUUAAACUCGUCGGUGGCUUUGUCUUGUUUUGAUGGGUUUACUGCAUUGCCCUGAAACGUAAACAGAAAUUGUCUUUGUCCAAAUACGUGAACUGCCUCUGAUCAAAUGAAACGAUAUUCUGUGGCAUUAUUUUAGGCAGAAGUGUGCGAGUAAUGGGCCAUUGCUCAACUUUAAUGAAAGAACUGUCUUAAUCCAAGCUGUAUUUGUCUUUUUAUUAAAUGUUUUGAACUGCUA
Molecule: messenger RNA, 2146 nt
Organism: Cyclopterus lumpus (lumpfish)
Lineage: Eukaryota; Metazoa; Chordata; Actinopteri; Perciformes; Cyclopteridae
Product: lysosomal protective protein
Exons: 11
Coding region: 126-1505 (459 amino acids)
Biological process (GO): proteolysis
Molecular function (GO): serine-type carboxypeptidase activity
Source: RefSeq, a predicted model, not a curated record